Molecule: messenger RNA, 2058 nt
Organism: Rubroshorea leprosula
Lineage: Eukaryota; Viridiplantae; Streptophyta; Magnoliopsida; Malvales; Dipterocarpaceae
Source: the annotation of a GenBank genome assembly
CAAUUUGCUGUUAGCUUCUGGAAAAGUCACCGGUGUACCUGCACUCAACGCUGUUCGUCAGUUUUUGCAGAGACCAGGUAAUUUGCGAGCAUCCGAGUGUCUUUUUCUACCUUUCUUUGUCGUGAGAAUGUCUUCUGAAGAGACGCUUAGUGACGGCCGAGUGAGGGGGAGGGUUGAGGAGGUAGAGGAUAGGGAUUUGAGGGUGCCGCCGAACAUUUUGGAGAGAGAGGAUGGAAGAGAGCCGUGUUUCAACCCUGAGGAGGAAGUUGUUAGUGAGGUGGCAGGGUAUGAAACAACUUUGGAAAAUAGGGGUAGUUUGGCCCACUUGGUUGAGAACUAUGGGGUGCCUGGGCGUGUGUUGGUGAGGUCGACGGGGAGUAGAGAGAGGGCGUGUUCGGCCCCGGGGAACCACUGGAUGCCUCUCUACUCCCAUUACCUGGCGGCUGGGUUGCGGUUCCCUCUCCCAGACCUGUUGGUGUGGUUGUUGUUGGAGUAUGGUCUGGGGUUAACGCAACUCACCCCCAAUGCCGUGAGGUUAGUGGUGGCGUUUGCAGCGUAUAGCCGAAGUCGGGGGCACUUGAGUCGCUGGAAGGCGAAAGGGUUAAACCUCAACGAGUAUAGUCUGACCUCGGGGGAGUUAGAGGAUGUGGGGGAGUUGGAAAGAGGGGGCGUGGGUUUGCUGGACGUUAUGGAGUAUACGAGCCAGAGGAUGUUAGACGCGACUGAGAUAUAUGGGCCGAGCUCACAGAGGGGAGAAGAGAUGAACAAGGUUUUGGACGCAGCUGGUGGAGCUGGAAUUCCAAAGAAGGGAAGAGGGAAGAGAGGUGAGGUCAGGAGGCGGGGGGAGGAGGUUUCACUACCUCAAGUCGAAGUGGAGAACUUGGCCAUUACUCAGCCUGGCCACGUUGGGGGUGAAGUGACGGUUGCUGAGGGGGGGCCCAUUGUGGCGAAGAGGAGGAGGCUGGAGAGACUAGAGGCCGUGGAGGAGGUAGAGGAGGUACGAGAGCCCGUGACUUCAACCCUCCGCCUGGAAGGGACCUCGUCAGCCUCGGCUGUUGAGUUUGCUACUGCACUCCGAGAGCAAGGGAACAUCCUAGCGCAGACAACUAGCUUUUAUGACUCCGGGAUGAGGAGCACAGCAAAGAGGUUCAUCAACACUUACUUCCCGGAGGUGGACCGCCAGCGUGCGAAGGACGAGGUGGCUGCCAGGGGUUCAAUUGGCAUUGUCCGUCAAACACUGGAGGCUGUUAAUCUCGUGAAUGCUUUGGCCAACGAGCAUCACGAGAGUUUGAAAGAGAGGAACCAGAUGAGGAAGGACAAUGCCGAGAUUGUCAAGAAGAACGAGGAGGCCGAGGCCGAGGUGGCGAGGCUGAAAGUAGAGAUGGAGGAACUCCGGAAAGAAAACGCCACCUUCAAAAAGGACUCGGAGAUCUCGUACCAGAAAAGGAAGAUAUGCGAGGCUGAGCUCGAGAAGAGGGAGAAUGAGCUGGAGCAUGCGGGGAGGACAGUGGUUGAGUUGGAGCUCAAGGUUCACAACUCAAUCGAAGAGCAUGUGGAGGGGUUCCUGAGGUCCAACACCUUCAAGGACAUCGUCAACCUCUACCGUCUUCCUACUGUCAUCGUGGCUUUCUCUGACUACCGGAAGAAGGUAAAACUGCAAUAUCCUCCUGUGGAUGUGACAAAGAUUACCUUCGAAAAGCAAGAAGGGGAGGUGGAGGAGGACGGGGAGAGCAGUGCUGCUGACUUCCGCCCAAAGAUAACGCUGAAGUGGGAGAGGGAUAGCAGAGGUCAAACCGUCUUACCUCCCAAGUUCAGCUUUGAAUUCGUGGCAGUGGAGGAAGAGGGGACCGAAGGUGGCGAGGUUACCGAAGGUGCUGAAAAGCCAGCUGAAGGUGCUGACCAGCCAAGUCAGCCUGUUGAUAACCCCGAGCAGCCUGCGGCCAGCCCGAGCCAAACCGUUGACUAGAUUUAGCCUCGGUUAUUUUUUAUUUUUAUUUUUUUUGAGAGAUAUUCUUUGUAAUCGAUUGGAAAUUAAUGGAAUGAAUUUGAAUCUUUUUU